UGCUAUAUGUAAAUGCCAGCCCAUGAGCUUCCUGGCACGGACACCACCUGUGAAGGCCUCAUAACAGUCAACUUCUUGCAACCCCCAAGCUGACGACCUGACCAGGGGGAAGAGGGACCCCUCCACUGGAGAACUGACUGCAGGAUUCUGGUAGAAGAGGCAUCAAGAGUAGUAGGGGCCAGGUGACAAUUAUGUAGGUGCCAUGGAGACUGCUAUGUGUGUUUGUUCUCCAUGUUGUACAUGGCAGAGAUGUUGUCCUCACUUAUGCUCCUGUCUGUGCUGCAAGUUCAUCUUCACCUCGGAGCGGAACUGCACCUGUUUCCCCUGCCCUUACAAGGAUGAGCGGAACUGCCAGUGCUGUCAUUGCACCUGUGCAGAGAGCCCCAACUGCCACUGGUGCUGUUGCUCCUGGGCCAAUGAUCCCAACUGCAAGUACUGCUGCACGGCCAGCAGCAACGUCAAGUUCUACUACUAUGAGAGCCGCUGCUGCCGCAAUGCCACCAUCACAUUCCACAAGGGCCGCCUCAAGAGCAUCCGUACCUCCUCCAAGACUGCUCUGCGGAUCGGGAGCAGCGAUACUCAGGUCGAUGAAGUGAAGUCCAUGCCAGCCAGCAGCCAUCUGGUCGACCAUCUCACCUGCCCCAUGUGCCACAGACUGCGCCUGCACUCGUUUAUGCUGCCUUGCCACCACAGCCUGUGCGAGAAGUGCCUGCGGCAUCUGCAAAAGCACGCCGAGGUCACCGAGAACUUCUUCAUCCUCAUCUGCCCGGUGUGCGACCGCUCACACUGCAUGCCCUACAGCUACAAGAUGCACCUGCCCGAGAACUACCUGCGCGGGCGCCUCACCAAGCGCUACAUGCAGCAGCACGGCUACCUCAAGUGGCGCUUCGACCGCUCCUCCGGGCCCAUCCUCUGCCAGGUCUGCCGCAGCCGGCGCAUCGCCUACAAGCGCUGCAUCACCUGUCGCCUCAACCUGUGCAACGACUGCCUCAAGGCCUUCCACUCGGACGUGGCCAUGCAGGACCAUGUCUUCGUGGACACCAGCCCCGAGGACCAGGACGAGAAGAUCUGCGUCCACCACCCGUCCAGCCGCAUCAUCGAGUACUGCCGCAACGACCACGAGCUGCUGUGCACCUUCUGCAAGGUGGCGUUCCACAACGGCCACGACACCGUCAGCCUCAUCGACGCCUGCUCCGAGAGGGCCGCUGCGCUCUUCAGCGCCAUCGCCAAGUUCAAAGCAGUCCGAUAUGAGAUUGAUAAUGACCUAAUGGAAUUCAACAUUUUAAAAAGCAGCUUUAAGGCAGACAAGGAGGCCAAGCGAAAAGAGAUCAGAAAUGGAUUUCUGAAGUUGCGCAACAUUCUUCAAGAGAAAGAGAAAACCAUCAUGGAGCAAAUAGAAAAUCUAGAAGUGUCCAGGCAGAAGGAGAUUGAAAAAUAUGUGUCCAUCACAACCUUGAAAGUGAACGAAAUGGACGGCCUGAUUGCCUACUCCAAGGAAGCCCUGAAGGAAACGGGCCAAGUGGCAUUCCUGCAGUCUGCCAAGAUCCUCGUGGACCAGAUCGAGGACGGCAUCCAGAGCACCUACCGGCCUGACCCGCAGCUGCGGCUGCACUCUUUGCACUGCAUGCCCUUGGACUUCAUUGAGCUCUCCAAGGCCAUUCAUGAGCUCUUCCCCAUGGGACCCAAGAAGGUGUGCUCCUCCGGGGACUCGCUGCCCUCCCCCUAUCCCGUGCACUCAGAAAUGAUGAUUGCCAGGAAGGUCACUUUCAGCACCCACAGCUUUGGCAACCAGCAGAUAUACCAGCGAAGCUCCUCGUUGCUGUCCUUCAACACCACCGGCGAGAAGGCCAAGGUGGGUCUGGAGGCCUGUGGGAGAGCCCAGUCGGCCGCACCCGCCAAACCCGCAGAUGGCCUGUACACCUACUGGAGCACCGCAGCGGAGGGCCAGCCCACGCAGAACAGCAGCAGCUGUCACAACUGGUACUCCUUCAACGACGCCUCUGUGAAGACCCCAGGCCCAAUUGUCAUCUACCAGACUCUGGUGUAUCCAAGAGCUGCCAAGGUUUACUGGACAUGCCCAACAGAAGACGUGGACUCUUUUGAGAUGGAAUUCUAUGAAAUUAUUACUACUCCUCCUAACAAUGUGCAGACAGAGCUCUGUGGACAAAUUCGGGACAUAAUGCAGCAGAGUCUGGAGCUGCACAACCUGACCCCCAACACCGAAUAUCUGUUUAAAGUUAGAGCCGUCAAUGAAAAUGGACCUGGUCAGUGGAGUGACAUCUGCAAGGUGGUAACACCGGACGGGCAUGGGAAGAACCGAGCUAAGUGGGGCCUGCUGAAGAACAUCCAGUCUGCCCUCCAGAAGCGCUUCUGAGCCCACAGAGCCAGCGGCGCCCUCAGUGAUGCACCCCAAAUCAGACAUAUAUGCACACACACAUGCACGUGUAUUUUCUCACCACAUUCUUCAACAAGGUUGUAGACGGAUGUUCCCAGGACCACUGAGAUUUCCAACAAGAAUCUUCUAAGCACUAAUAAAAAGAAAUGGCUGA
Messenger RNA from Galeopterus variegatus (Sunda flying lemur), 2549 nucleotides. RefSeq names its product tripartite motif containing 42 (gene TRIM42). Lineage: Eukaryota; Metazoa; Chordata; Mammalia; Dermoptera; Cynocephalidae. The transcript has 6 exons. Bases 203 to 2374 code for a protein of 723 amino acids. The record is from RefSeq and is a predicted model, not a curated record. Gene Ontology annotation, molecular function: protein binding; zinc ion binding.